GCCCACCACCACCACCACCACCCUCUCCCCUCCAAACCAGAUUCUUCUCCCACCGCAAUGUUCUCAUGCAUUCGCACACUUUUAACUCCUCUCUCUCUCUCUCCCCUUUUGUCUCUCGUAUUCCCUCUCAAUGUCCUCUCCUUCUUCUUCUUCCCCUCCCUUCGUUCUCUCGUUCUUAUAAACCUGACCUUUCUUUUCCUUCUUCUUUCGACCUUCUUCGCGUUGCGAAUACAAUGAAAUUCGAGGACCUGCUGAUGGAGAGAAGCGAGGAGAAGCAGAAAAGACAGGACCUUGAGGAGGAGGUGACCAAGUUGCAAGCGGAAUUGGAGGGGCAGCAAGUGCUCAACGGGGUCUUGCACUGUGCACUCGACUGCCCUGCUUCUUCCCACCCGGGUCUUCCCUCUCUGAUUCCACCUCAGGUUCAGGCGCUUCUGUCUGAAUUAGCUAUGGCGGAAGAAGAGAUCGUUUGGCUAGAGCAGAAAAUCAAAGAUAUGAAAUGGAGGCUGUACCAAGAAAAGAAACACACACAGGAAUGGCAGAUGCUGCAGCAGCCCCGGCGACGGCGGCAACCGAAUCGUUGUAUCGACUACCAAGCAGAGAUGAGAGAACACGAGCAGCCUUUGAAAAUGCACUAUUUAGAAGAAGCAAGGAAGCAGAAAAUAAUCAGACAAAGAAGAGCUUCGGUUGGUUCUGCUUCAGACAUGCUGAGCAUCAGUUCCGCAAGGUCCAGCGAAGAAUCUGUCGACAAAUCAAUCAAGCAUAUAGGGAGAAGUAGAUACCAUGGCGGUAUGGACCAGGAAUAUGGAUACAUUAUAGAGAAGCCUAAUGAACUCUCUGAGCAGCUGAUCAAGUGCCUCAUAAGCAUAUUCCUCAAAUCGAACCACGUGUCACAGGAUAGAGAAGGACCAAAUCAUGUUCCGAAGCUCACCCUAGCUUGCAAGAAUUCCAAGUCCUCUGGAAAGAGCUCGUUUGGCUGCAAAAUCUCUCCAACAUUUGUCGAUGGUUACAUCUCGAGUCUCGACCCUUACGGCGUGUUGCUAGACGGAGAUGGUACUUUCAGAGAUAUUGGUCAGUACAAAAGCUUUAUCCCAAUCACGAGAAGCUCAUUAGACAUCAUGCAUCUUCAGGAGUGUUUGCCAGUAAUUCGGAAAUUAAGGGUCUUGGUGCACAAAUUGAGCAGUGUAGACCUGAGCUUUUUGACAUAUAAGCAGAAGUUAGCGUUCUGGAUCAACAUCUACAAUGCCUGUUUAAUGAAUGCUUUUCUGGAACACGGUCUGCCCUCCUCUCAGGAGAAACUUCUGGCGCUAAUGAAUAAGGCUGCAUUGAACGUGGGCGGCAUAGUACUAAACGCUCUGGCAAUCGAGCAUUUCAUUCUCAGACAUCCAUGUGAAAGCACACAUGGUUCUAUUGACGAGAAAGAAAUGCUGCUUCGCCAUGCCUACGGCCUCGGCUAUCCUGAGCCAAAUGUGACCUUUGCCCUUUGCCGGGGCAGCUGGUCUUCCCCUGCAUUAAGGGUCUAUACUCCAGAAGAGGUAGUGAACGAAUUAGGGAGAGCAAAGGUCGAGUAUCUGGAAGCGUCGGUGGGGGUCACGAGCAAGAGAAAGAUCGCCGUGCCCAAGCUUUUGCAGUGGCACAUGAGGGACUUCGCGGACGACAUGGAGUCGCUCCUCGAGUGGAUCUACAGCCAUCUGCCGCGUUCCGGGACUCUCAAGAGAUUGAUGAUGGAAUGCUUGAACUACGACACCAAGUCCCACGCCUCCAAGAUGGUCGAAAUCCAGCCUUACCGAUCCGAGUUCCGGUACUUGUUGGCCUUGUAACCGGAACAAGCGAGACACAUCCCAAUCAACGGGAAAAAUGCACUAAACAUCUUGACAGAUUCAGCUCAUCAGGAAGAGAAAACGACGGCCAGGCCGUGUUAAGAUUCUGGUACUUGUUGGCCUCGACCACUAAGUUUCUAGGCCGUGCUAGGAUGCAGCGCGACGCAAUUUACGCUAGUUUUUCCGUCCGAUUGGAGAUUCAAGAGUGCAUAACACAGAUUAUCAGAGCUGAUCAAGCAAUUAGCAGGAGCGUAAUCGGCUCGGAGAGCAAUUAAUUAGGGUGCACCUGGAGUUACGCAAUUAGCAUUCUUUCCGCAUAGAUGUUUCAGAUUCACCUUUGCUUCUGUACCAUGAAUUCAGUGAUUUCAUAUCUUCCUAUUGAAGAAAGUGGCUGCUACGUAUUUAAGCAAAUGGGAAAACAUAUCAACGAUGGAAGAUAAGUACGGAACAACUUAUGUUUUAAUUUGACAUAUGCUUCAAUGCAA
Messenger RNA from Syzygium oleosum, 2302 nucleotides. RefSeq lists its product as uncharacterized. The record is from RefSeq and is a predicted model, not a curated record. The coding region runs from base 66 to 1817 and encodes 583 amino acids. NCBI's taxonomy places the organism in Eukaryota, Viridiplantae, Streptophyta, Magnoliopsida, Myrtales, Myrtaceae. The transcript has 9 exons.